Molecule: messenger RNA, 717 nt
Organism: Ostertagia ostertagi
Lineage: Eukaryota; Metazoa; Nematoda; Chromadorea; Rhabditida; Trichostrongylidae
Source: the annotation of a GenBank genome assembly
AUGUUCGUGAGUCGUGGCAGCCGUCUUUUCGCUGGAAUUGAUGGAGUUGAUAAACAGGUAGAAGACGCCUGUAUGUGCCUUAAUCUUUCCGACGACCAACUUCGUAAUGUCAUGUCAGCUCUGCGAGAUGGCAUGGCACUAGGUGUCAAAAAAGGAACACCAAUGGGUGUUGGUCUAAAAAUGAUCCCAUCAUACGUAAGAGCUAUUCCCAAUGGAACAGAAACUGGCGAUUAUUUGGCACUGGAUCUCGGAGGUACAAACUUCCGUGUGUUGCUGAUUCGUCUGCGAGGGAGUGAAGCUGAGAUGGUCGGCAAGAUCUACGAGAUUCCAACAUCGAUACAGCGAGGAACUGGUGAAGCUCUAUUCGACCAUAUUGCGCAAUGUAUCGCGCUGUUCACCGAGGAGCAAUUCGGUAAAGGUGUAAGGAAGAAGCUGCCGCUUGGAUUCACUUUCUCAUUCCCUUGUAAACAAGACGGCCUAACAAAGGCCAAGUUGAUUCACUGGACAAAAGGAUUUAGCGCUAGCGGCUGCGAAGGUCACGAUGUCGUGCAAUUGUUGCGAAGAGCAGUCAGAAAGCGUGGAGAUGUUGACAUUGAUGUGGUCGCCCUGUUGAACGACACCGUAGGAACACUUAUGGCAUUUGCAUUCAAGGAAAACAGCUGCCAGAUGGGCGUCUUCGUUGGAACUGGCACAAACCCUGCUAUAUGGAGAAGCUAG